UGGGCCGCUCUAGCCAGCGCGGGGAGCGGUGAGACGUCGUGGCUCGCCUUCUAGGCUGCGGGAGGCCCCGGAGAGCGCCUCGCUGGUCGCGCGGUCGGCCAUGGAGACCUUGCGCAAAGCGCUGAUCGUGGGUGCCCUUCUGGGCGCCGGGGCUGGCGUGGGCUCCGCGCUCUUUGUCCUCGUGGCUCCGGGAGAGCAGCGGAAGCAGGCGAUGCUGAAGGAGAUGCCCGAGCAAGACCCGCGGCGCAGGGAGGAGGCGGUCAGGACCAAAGAGUUAGUGCUAGCCACUCUGCAGGAGGCAGCGGCCACGCAAGAGAACGUGGCCUGGAGGAAGAACUGGAUGGGCGGCGGCGGCGGGAAGUCAGCGUGAGCUGGGACUUCCAUCGUGGGCACUGGGACCUUGCUCCCGCGCAAGAGUCGGAGGCGGCCUUUCUCCUCCGUACGCCCAGCGGGGAGACCCGAUCGAGGAUGCCGCGCCCAGGCCUCCCUGAGGCCCUGGGAGCCGCUGCAGGGUGAGCACGUCCCCUAUCAAAAGAUGCACUGACUGCACUUUAACAUCCUACGUCGCGGGCGGGGGCGUCGGAUAUGGUGAACCCGAAGGAACCAAUAAAUCACGUUCCGCCAUCCAGUCUGUGAGCCCUGCAGUCUGGCGCCUCUAAACGUCUAGAGUGUUCUGGGGGGCCCGUGCUGGGGAAGCGGAUGACUGUGGCUCCCAUGUGCCCCGCAGCGACCAAAACACAAUGUCAUGUGGUUGUUCAAGCGUACUUUUGAUAACCAAGUGACAUUCUUGAAAUCAGAACUAAUGCUGGAAAAUCCUGUAGCAAUUGGUGCCCGUGGAGGACACUUUGGGUUUCCUGUCCUGUGAGGUUGGAGAGGGGCUUCUAGCAUUUAACAUACACUAUGAUGCUUUCUGGGGCUAUUGAACCUUUGGAGGUCAAUUUGCUAGGAGUGAAAGGAGCAUGCGUUCAGUAAGACAGAUCUUGAUGAAAGUCCUGCAUGUUACAAAACCUCUUGGAGCCUCAGUCCUGUUACAUAAAAGGUGGUAAUUAUCUUGAGGGUUGUUGGGAAAAAAUUAACUUAGAAAUGUAAAGUGCAGUGCUUGGCACAGAGCAGCCUUUGAUAUAGGUAGUGGGGUUUUUCCCCUUCCAGGUUUUCACUGUAGUAGUCUGUAAUCCCCGAAUCCAGUCAUGGGAUCUCUUGGGAAUCUCUGAAGGAGCGAGAUAAUUUCCCUGUGGUCUGCCUCACAUCCGGUGGUUCCAAAGAAGAUAGCAAUUGAAGGGGAGGGGGGAAAGCUUGCUUUUAUUUAUUAUUUAUGAGAGUGUGUUAUUUAUUUUUGAGAGAGAAAGAUACGGAGUGCAAGCGGGGGAAGGGCAGAGAGAGAGGGAGACACAGAAUCCAAAGCAGGCUCCAGGCUCCGAGCUGACGGCACAGAGCCCAAUGCAGGGAUCAAACCCACGAACUGUGAGAUCAUGACCGGAGCCGAAGUCAGACACUUAACCAACUGAGUCACCCAGGCUUCCUCAAGAGAGAGAGAAUCGUAAGCAGCUUCCACGCUCAGCAUGAAGCCCCACACAGGUUUCAAGCCCAAGAACCUGGGAUCAUGACCUGAG
Molecule: messenger RNA, 1610 nt
Organism: Panthera uncia (snow leopard)
Lineage: Eukaryota; Metazoa; Chordata; Mammalia; Carnivora; Felidae
Product: ubiquinol-cytochrome-c reductase complex assembly factor 3
Exons: 2
Coding region: 101-370 (89 amino acids)
Biological process (GO): mitochondrial respiratory chain complex III assembly; mitochondrial electron transport, ubiquinol to cytochrome c
Cellular component (GO): mitochondrial inner membrane
Source: RefSeq, a predicted model, not a curated record